This is a messenger RNA of Porites lobata, 26502 nucleotides long. The record is from the annotation of a GenBank genome assembly. NCBI's taxonomy places the organism in Eukaryota, Metazoa, Cnidaria, Anthozoa, Scleractinia, Poritidae.
AUGCCAGGUUAUGACCCUGUUGACUGGUUGUCCUUUCUUCCUGAAAGCCAUUCUGUGGAUUGUGUGAUAGGACAUGGGACUGCUCUUGGUCGGCAAGUGCAGUGUAUAAAACGUCAGUGUAAGUGCAAGUGGAUUCAGGUCGUUCAUACAGCUCCUGAAGAGCUUGGAAUGUACAAGUCCUAUGCAGCUGCCAUUUGGAAAGGUGAGAAAAAGCACCAGGAUGAGGUAAAACUCUGUGAAAAAGCUGAUCAAGUUGUAGCUGUUGGACCCAAGCUGGCUGAAGCUUUCUCAGGUUAUCUCCGUGCCUGUGGAAAGGAUCAAGAUGUUCUUAAUCUUACCCCAGGCAUCUUCUCAGAAUUUGCCAAUGUAAAGCAAGCCACUGAAGAGAGAAAAACAUUCAGUGUCUUAGUGUUUGGGCGUGGUGACAAUGAAGACUUUCAGCUGAAAGGAUAUGACAUCGCUGCUCUCGCUAUUGCCCAGUUGAAAGACGAGACAGAACCAUAUAAACUCUUGUUUGUUGGAGCUCCAAGUGGCAAAGAGGAGAAUGUAAAAGAUUUGUUACUCGAGCAAGGCAUUGAUCGCAGUCAACUAACUGUACGUUGUUUCAAUGAGAGCAGAGAGCAGUUAGCCCGGUUGUUUUGUGAAGUAGAUCUUGCCAUAAUGCCAUCACGAACUGAGGGAUUUGGGCUAGCCGCCCUAGAGGCUUUAUCUGCUGGUCUGCCUGUGCUGGUCAGUGGGAACUCUGGUCUUGGCGAGGCUUUACAGGAAGUUCCGUUUGGUCCAUACUGUGUAGUGGAGUCAGAAGAUCCUAAAGACUGGGCCAAUGCUAUCAGAGGUGCCCGUAAAAAAAAAAGGAAAUUCCGUCUUGAUGAAUCUAAAAUCCUAUGUGAAAUCUAUGCAAAAGUGUACAACUGGCAGGAUCACUGUAAAAGACUGAUUGAAAUAAUGUGCAACAUCUCUCGAGGUAAAGAGAUCACUUAGCGUGCGCAGGCGCUUGGACAGGCUAGAGAUCACACUGUCUUAAGUGAGGUCUCUGUGUUUUCAUACACAUGUAUUUAAUUAAUAGAACUGCGGGAGACACAAGUGAGUUUGUUGUAGUAAGAAGACGCAGUGAUAAGAAACCUGCGGCCAUACUCACAGUUAUAUCUGGGGACAUUUUAAACUUUGUCUGUUGGCUUAUUUCGUGCAUCAAAACAAAGUAUUAUCUUCGUUUUUGAUUGGCUUAUCAACUGAUUUUAAAUUUCGUUGGACAUGAAGGUUCGUGUCGCUUAAAGUAUAUUUUCGAAUAGGUUAAAGACAAGCUAAAACAUUCUUACCUCCAUCGAUGUGAAGUUCAUUUUCGAUAGUGCAUGUUUAUCGGCAAAUUUACGAGAUAAUGGGUUGUUCAGGUGUGCAAAUAUUCUCCAAAUAGCAGAUGUCAUCCGUCGAGUUGUCUUCUUGCUGUUCUUGCUUUUUUGUUUAGCCAGUGGUUCGCCUAUUUCUUCCUCGUGAAACGAGUGAAAUGACGGUUCCGCCAUUUUGUAUUCACUAGCAAAACAACUUAACCUCGUCCCUAGGUUUUCAAUAAUCCGUUCAGUAAUCUGGCAAUAUUUUGCUGCACGAUUGACGUCAUCAGUUCACGUAUCGCAAAAUUCUUCCAAAUUUGGUCGACAGUAGCUGGUUAUGAUGAAUUAUGCGUGAGAUUUUAGCCAAUCAGAAACGGAGAAAUAUUUUGAAUGAAUAAUAAUUGUAUCUAUUAUCGACGUUCCUCGAGAGAAAAAAGGCAAACAAAUUGGCCAACUAUCCUGUUAUUUCCAUGGUCCAUAGCUCUCGACCAAUCAGCGUGGGAGAAAAAAUCGGUCAGUUAUUGUAAAAAACGUAGUUUACUCAAUGGAAAAAAAUUGAACGAAAUGAAAUGAUAAAAUUUCAGGCUCAUCAGAGGGAGUUCAACCUGCGAAAAAAGGUAAAAGGUCAUCAUUACCUCCAAGUGGUGUCCCAGAUCGAAAGCACCCAAGGCUGUCGAAAGAUGAAGGUAAAGCGUGCGUUUGCUGCCCUUUGUUAACGCUAGGGUGUAUAAUGCGCGCUUCGUUUUCACAAAGAUAAGAAUUAAUCAUUUGUUUGAUAAGCAGUUGAAAAGCAAAAUUAUAGUUUUCUAAACCAUUACCCUUCACAGCUUGAGUCAUUUAAGCUUGACCAAAACAUUACGCUGUUGGCCGACCCCGAGUUUCAUGCUUUCUUGAUUGGAAGCUUGCAAAACAGAGAAAGGCAAAUUAAUGAAAGUCACGUAAAAACCCUCAGCCUAUAGAUCGCAGAACGUGUUCACACGAACAUUUCACGAUGGACCAAAUCUAUAACUCUAUAUAUUACAAAAAUAUGUAAUUACUAAGUCAACUUAUUACGUUAAAUACAAGAAUAAAGAAACAGUAAGAAAGUCUACUUUACAAGGAAGCUGUGUAUAAAACGUAGUUAAAAAAAUCAUGAAGCAUCACUGCUAACUUUGAAAGUUUUAACUUAGAUUUGAAUUCAUCAAGUCAUUGAUGGCGUUUUUCUGAUCUCCAGGGGAAAGCUGUCCCACAGCACCGGUCGACUGUAGGAAAGACUGCUUUAGCGAUAAUCAGUGCGUGGCUGAGGAAGGGCAAGCCCAUGGUCACUCUGUCUUAAGUGGUAAGUUAGAGAAGCAGGAAGACGUACAAAACGCCAAACUCAGAUAUGCAGUAACCGCUUCAUUCACAACAUUAGACAGUACAUCAAAAUUUCUUUACUGACCAAGCGCUGGUAGUCAAGUUUCACCUAAUUUAACUUCUGAAACAGUCAGUAGUGCGAUAAUAAUAAUUAAAACAAAAAUGCAGAAUCACGCGUUUUAACUUUUUCUAAUUAUUAGAAAAAUUAAUUAUUUUUCUAAUUAUUAGAAAAAGUUAAAACGCGUGCUGCAUCAGUGAUUCUGCGAUUUUGAAGAAAGGCUCUUAGGGCCGGGUUACAUGGACGUGGGAGACCCCAGAUGGGUGAGGUAACAUGUGGCGGGUCACCCCACCUACCAUGUAAACGUGAUCAAAUUAAAAUGAGAGAUUACAUGGACAGGCGGGUUACCCCACCUAAGCGGGUUACCUCAUCUACCUGGGGUCGCCCACCUCCAUGUAAACAGGCCCUAAGAACAGAUAGCUCAUACCACGGAAAAGUAAUCAAAAUUGGACUGUCACUAAAGAAUUGUCCUGGGUGUCGUGAGUUGGAUCUCGAGAGGGAGAAAAUGCCUAAUACGUUUGAGAAAUGAAACAAGCAAACCGUGGAGUGUGCAGGAAUGUCGUAUAUUAGAAGGAAAAGAGUUCCAAAUCUUCGGUGCCCACACAGCAAAGCCCUGUUCCCAUAGGUUUUAGUUCUAGGUUGCAUUAGUAAGUCUUAAGAGUUUCAGCGUAAGGUCCUUAUCGAUUUCUGAUGGUGCAAAAGCGGAUCCGCCAGAUAUUUAGGGCAGAAACCAAUUUUAUAAGAGCUUCAUGCGUAAAAAAAAGAAGCUUAAACACAAUCCGAUACGAGGCCAGCAACCAAUGGAGUUUUGUUGAGCUAUUUUGAAAAAAUAGCUCAUAUGUCAGUGGUGUGAGCGUAUGUAUCUUUGUGGCUUUGUAUCUUGGGAUGUUUGUUGCAAGAGCCAAUAAGGUUGAAGGUACUAUGAGUUGAUGCUUAGGAACCAAUGAGAUCUUGGCAUCUAUUUAAACAUGGCAUUGGUAAAGGUCGAACAAGGGCACUUUGAGACCGCCAUCUUGAUUCUUCACAAUUUUUUCGUCUUUUAUUACGGCUACAGGUGUUUGGAAGAAUUACAUUAAAUAUCUUCAUGAUUCAAACGCUGUGUACAGUGAUGCAGCUGUUUAAGGGUUCAUAUUUUAGUAUGGAUGCUGCUUCAAGGCAUUUCUGACCUAAUUCGGCAAUCAGUACAACGCACGUCAGCAUGAGUUCUAUUUCACCUGCUACAACUGGGUAGAGUAUUAAAGAUCAUAUAUUUUCAAAGCUCUUCCAGUGAAGCAAUAAUUGAUAUUUAGAUAUAGACUUUAAUUCGAAAGUAUGCGCCCUAUAAAAUGUGGUUUUAGAAGUUUAAAAAGGCAGCUUAUUUUGGUGAAAGCUGUACCGAGUAUUGUUAAUCCUGUAAACAAGCUUUAAAAAUAUUAUUCUCUCGCUUACAAAGUUCAACAGACCUUUUUCCUUCUGGCAAAACAAAAAAAAAGAAUAAUAAGUGAACAACAUGAUACAUCCUUCCUGCACACUAAGUAUUAUAGUUUCUGAAACGUAUUUUAUUUAGUGAAGACGCGUAACUUAAGUUAAAACAGUAGCGUUAGGGAAUAAAAUUGGAAGAAGCUAGUUGACACAAUAAUUAGAUACUGUUGUAUUGAGUGGAGUAACAUGAUACAAGUAGAAAUAUAUUUCGGCAGUUUGAUAAUUUUCUUGGAAGUUAAUAAAUGUUAGGCUAUCAACCUUGACGUUGCAUGAAACAUAAUUUAACUGCAGAUGUUGUAAUAAAGCCGAGGUGAUUUCUGAAAAUCGCUUGAGAAAAUUUUUUAGUAAAACAAUUUGCCUUUUUUUUAACCUACGAAUUGUAAAAGGGCCAAAGACCAACAUCUUCACAUGCAGAUUGUGUGCAUGAGUUAUUUUUAUAAUUCUGUUUACUAGAUUACUGUGUGAUAACUCUAAUUCCCUCACGUACGAACCACGAAAGGGGGCAAAGUCCAACACUUUCACGUGCCAGCUGUGUGACUGUACAUCUCAUGCAGAUUGGCUUUUCACAAUGAUAAAUAGUAACUUGGACGUAUGAAGACCUAUUUCGUUUUGUAACCAAUGCCUAAAAAAGGCUCUCGUCUUUUAAGAAGCAAUAGCUUUUAAAACAUGAAGAAAUAAGUUGUCGGAGUUAAAGACUGUUUCACUGAGUAGAAUCGCACGUGAAAACCUCGUGAAUUAUGAUGAUGCAACCAUCUACCACAAUGAUAAAAAUCCUGGUAUUUCGUAACUAUUCAGUAUUCGAUGAGUCACAUUUUGGCUUAAGAAACUCAGAGGAAACCUUAGAGUUUUCCUUCUAAUCAACGUUUGGUGGGUAGAAAUUUAUUUUACUUUAACAAUUUGUCCAACUUGCACCAGAUGUAACAGGGAAAGACAGAGGAAAGUGAAUAUAUAGGUUGAGGAUCGACUCAGCUGAGCGUUUCGCGUUUUCAUUUAUGUAGCGCAAUACCCAAUUUCGCACAAAAACCAAAUCUACAUUUAGGAUGAAAAAGGUAGAUUCAUCGUUCUUGGUAAGGUUACACCGAAGUAUUCAAAAUAGCUCAUGCACGUUUAACGUGCCUAUGUUUCUAAUAUUGUGGGGGGUGAUGUGCUCAUAUUUCUUCUUAACAGUGACAAAACUAGCAGUGGUGUGCCGAAAUUAACUUUUGCUUGGGCAUUCCAAAAUACAUAUGGUCGCAAUAAUCCAGUCUCCUAGUUUUAAUUAGUCUGCUACACAGCCGUUUUGAGUGUGGUCACGCAAUGCUCCUCCCCACAAACGGCUGCAGAAAACCGAACUACAUUCCUUUCCCUUUGUGUUUGUGGUCUAACGAACAAGCCAAUCAUGCACAAGAAGUUUGACAAUACGUGAGCCGCGGGGCGCUAGGAAGCGAGCACGUCUCUCAGUUUUCGACAAAUCAAUCAAUCGUCGCUGAAUUUAGACGGGCUCUGUGUUUUCAAGCAACGAAAAGGUUAAUUUGCAAAAAAGUUUGUUUUAAGCGGUCAAGAAAGUUCCAAGUGAAAGAAAUGUUUGAUAGGCCUAGAAGACUUUUACCAGGAUCGGUUGGUUCUUCAUUUAACGUGCAUAUGUACUGAUAUGUGUUGAAGAAUUUAAAUGUGCCGGAUGUGCUCAUUGUGUUCCUGUGAAUACUAAACUCUCAAGGGUACUGAUUCUAAAAGCAAUCUUUUAAAUUAUCGAUGAGCGAUUUCCCGAACUAUACCUGGCAACUUUAUGAGCACAUCCACGUUGUGCAUCGCAAUUUGCUCGACUUGCUUGCUGCUGGUGCUUAUCUCCUAAAUUUUAAAUAGGACUCGACUGCGACAACACUACUCUAGUUAAAUGCUUGUUUUCACGCGACGUUUUGAUUAUUCUGUCAUUCACACAUGGGGCACCGAUAAAAGCAAAGCUGUGAUUGGAGGAGUCACAGUACCGCAAACGUGGCGCGAACACUUUCCAGAAAAUGGGAGCUGAAUUAUAAUUGGCUAAUCACGGGAAAGGAAUGUAGUUCGGUUUUCAGCAGCCGUUAGUGGGGAGGAGCGUUGCGUGACGACACUAAAAAACGGCUGUGUAGCAGACUAAGUUUUAAUUGGAUGUACAGCCUUCGAGGCAGAAUUUUCAUCUAGAUAUUCGCGAAUUCUGAAUAUAUUCCUUACAUGGCGGAUUGAAGACCCAAAACCUCGAUCUAUUUCUUCAUCAAACGUCAUAUGCUUGUCAAAGAUGACACCAAUAACAUAAAGGCUGGUGACUUUUUUGGAUACGGAAAUUCGUUCCUAACCAAAUUACAUGCUCUCAGUCAAGAGAAGAUACCGCGGUACGAAACCAGGAGUAAAUAACCAACAUAUCAGUCAAGUUAAGCUAAAUUAAGCUUUAACUCAUUCUGUCCCAUCUAACUACUUAUUUCGGCCAUAUAGCUAACAAUGCUUUCAAUGUCCGCAUUUAUGUCGUCAGUUUUGAAGGUCAGGUAGAGCUGUGUAUCAUUCGCGUAAAGAUGGUAAUUUAGUAAUUGUAACUAUCGAUAAUCUCUGAGAUUAGAGAUGUAUGAUGAAGGUAUAAUAAGGAACCUAUCUCUUUGGUACCCCAACGAGCAAAUCAUAACUUUUAAAAUAAUGUAAUCGUACAUGAGUUUUUGAAUAUUCUUAAUAACGGAUGAUCCGUCUUUUCAUCUGUUUGGUCUAGAGCUUUCAGCUAGGUCCCAAAGGUAAUUUCCCUCCAAGGCAAUAUACUUGGGGUCGUAUUUUGCUUCAUUUCGUCUUUUUAGCUAAAUUAACUAUUACUUUCACGAAAAACUGGAGGUGUUUACCUAAAAGUAGACAUAACAUUUAUUGGGAGAUGGUGCAAACCAAACAUUUUACAGCGCCGCAAAAAAUGCCUAAUUUUCAGUUUUCAAGAUGUGCAAAUUGGCCGUGGCGGGACAAAAUACUCAGCGCCCCCCAGCGCGGCCAGGAAAUUAUUGUGAAUCAAAGUUAUAGCCUCGAUAAAGCCUUUAACUUGCCAGAGUUUCAGGCGAAAUUAUUUUUCACGCGAAAUUGAGUGGGCGGUUUUUGCUGAGACAGCCUCUUUAGUCUCUCAGACUUCUUUGCCGAUCAAUAACGCAGAAUCACUCUCAAGAAUUUCUUGUCCUUUUUGUCCUCACUGAAUUUUUUAUCCUUCUUUCUCGUCAAUCGUUGGACCCAUCUCCUGUAAUUUUGAGAUGGAUUUUGUUUCUUUGACGCACUAGAACUCUAGAAGGUUUGAAAGUAUAUAUAUUUUAUCUCUGAUGCCAUAAGACAGAUAAAAUGCUUUAUCUUGUAAACCAGACAAAUGCGAUGCUCAGUGGACUGAACCUAAAUUUAUUUAUGUGAAGAAGCUGUACCCGUUUUAGAUAAUCUUGUUAGUCACUUUCCUUAGAUCUAAUUUCUGCCAAUUUGCUCUGCUUCUAAUUAUGACCACAAUAAGAACAACCAACACUUGUGAAAUAUUUUUUUUGUAUGUUUUCAGCAGAAAGACUUGACAUCCAGAUCGAUUGUGCCGCCAGAGAACAAGGAGCAUAUCCUUCUACACAACAAGUUUUGAAUCGUAUUGCAGCUGGAUCUUUUGAAACCUUCAACCCCUCAAAUCCAGAUGGGUUAAAAUGUUUUCAUCGGUAUUUGAGAGACAUUCGCCAACUACUAAUUGUUGAUAACAAGAUUGGAAGCUUGAUAAUCACAGUUCGGUGUAGCUCACUACGUAUUCUUGAUGAACUCUGGGAAGAUUAUCGCACGGGCCAUCUAAAAGAAGUGGCACAGAGGUACCUUGUGACAGAGGACAUUCUACAACAAUUGGGCCUUGACUCAGUGGAAUUAACGCUGACCAUCAGUGAAGAAGAGUACAAAGCUUACCGAAAGAACUUUUUGAAAAGUGAAGGUAGGUACCCUAAAACACUUGUCACGCGUAGUAGUUUAGAGUAACAGUGAGUUGGGAAACGCCUUAGAAACGCGUUUACCCCCUGUUCCUUUUUUUUUUUUUUUAUCAAUCUGCAUUACUACUAUAACAAUGCAGGAAAUGACCCCUGUUUUGAAUAGUAAUAAUUAUGUACUCAUCAUGUUCCUGAGCACGUAUAGCCUGAGAAAGCACUACCACUGGUUUCCCCGCUAAAUGACGUCUGAGAAACGAGCGCAGAAAUUCCAUACUGAUGACGCGUCACUACCCAGAUCUGGGUAGUGCUUCUAAUUGGUCGUGCCGCGUGGGAAAUUUGAUUCAACCAAUCAGAAGCACUGCCUACGCAUUGGAGAGAUUUAGAAUCACGUUUACGGCAAACGCCAAUUUGUACCACGUGACCGAGUUUCCCCUCAACGUUUCGUGUACAGUUCAUUACUUCUUUGAAACAAAUCGAUAGUUUCACGUUAUUUUCAUCCCCAAGAAUUAGUUUACACAGUUUUUAACUGCUCAUUUCCUGUUUUGAGAAACAGUCAACUUAAAUCUGACGAUUGCCAUUUGCCGUAAACAUGAUUCUUAUUCUCUCCAUUCGUACUUGGAGAAAAAUCUUUUAAUGUCUUCUGUGCAAUCCGCCUACCGUAAAGAUCACUCCACCGAGACUGCCCUGCUUCGAGUUAUGAAUAAUAUUUCUAUGAACUACAUGUAAUGAUCGUCGGCAUGAUGUUGUUUUAAUGCUUGAUCUGUGAGUCGCACUUUUUGAUACCCUGGACCAUACUAUACUGGUUUUUAAUUACUUCGGUUUUUCCCACACGGUGCUAACAUGGUUUUCGUCUUACUAGUCGCACACAUUCUGUUAUCACUGCAAACACAACAUCUAGCAGUCGGAGGUUAGGGUUUGGAGUUUGGCAAGGGUCGUUACCAGGACCUCUCUUGGUUACCCUUUAUAUAGCGCCUUUUCAAGCCAUAAUCUCUGCUCAUAACCAAGACUGUACUUUCUAUGCACAUGAUUCUCAACUAUACGUUACUGUUGGUCCUUUUGAUGAACGUCCUACCCUGAACACCGUUCAGAAGAGUAUCUGUGAAGUUAUAAAAUGGAACACCAAAUAUAAGUGCAAUCCUUGUAAAACAAAGGCCAUUCAGUUUAGUUCUGGUUCUUCAAGAACCCAGUUUUUUAGUGUUUUUUCUAUUGGCAACGCUCUAGUACAACCAUCAGGCUGAGUUUAUACACUUGGUGUCAACCUAGAUAGAGAGCUCAAUGCUAUACAGGCUUUGCUGGCAGUUCGGUUUAUUGGCAGUUCGAGGAAGUUUGGCUGAGCAACGAUCACCUUAAGAUGAUGGUCAGUGCUUUCGUCAUGACACACUUUGAUUAUGUAACAGUUUAUACACCUGUGGCCUACCCAAGCGAGAAAUAUAUACAUGUAAGCUGCAGCAAGUUCAGAACUGUGCCGCACGCUUAGUUUCGGAAAAAGAAAAUCCGUCGAUAUAAGUCCCGUCUUGAAAGACUUGCACUGACUUACUGUUGGCUUACGCUUUUUUUAACAUUUAAAAUUUUAAAUGAUUUAGCGUCUUAGUAUUUGUCCUCACUCCUUGUAAAAUAUAAACUAGCCCUUACGUCUCCCAUAUUUUUGGUCAAAGUUCCAGCAAACUCACAGUAAGCCUGCUGUGUGAUCGUUGCAUGUGCACGAGUGAGACGCUAGUAGUCAUCUUUGCACUGCACCUUUAUCCAGGCUAAAGGCGAUAAUGCCACCUUUGGACUUGGUGUCUCGAUUGAUUGGUUGCUUUUUGUUUGGUUUAAAAAUCCAAAUCCAUACUAGUAGGUUCUGUGCACAGCGAACUCGACAUCCAGCAAUACGUGUUAGCAAAGUUAAUUUAUUAAAAGUGAAAUGGUUGGGAUGCCCUUUGUUAUAGGUUUUUGUUAGCUUUUUUGGACCUGAACGUGCACAAAGUUCAAUAGCAUUCCUAUCAUUUUGAUCUUACUGACCAAUAGAAACAUCCCAUUAAUAUAUUCAGUCACAAUUUGUGAACAAAAAACAUGUGAUUGUCCACGGUCAGGAAGCUUCCAACAUAACCUACAGCACCACGACGCUACCACUGGUUUCCCCGCGAAAUGACGUCUGAGAAACGAGCGCAGAAAUUCCAUACUGAUGACACGUCACAACCCAGAUCUGGCGUCAUCAGUACGGAAUUUCUGCGCUCGUUUCUCAGACGUCAUUUGGCGGGGAAACCAGUGGUAGCGUCUCCAAAUGUCGGGUGUGUUCUCAGGCUAGUCUGCCCGCAGCUUACUCUAGGUUGACCCUGUUUCCUGUUUCCUAAUGCUCUUUCCAUUAUCUUGCACAUGCACGGUGAGGAUGCAAGUCCUUAGGGGUAGAAGAGAAAUUGCCUUUGGCUAGAUAAUUGCUUAUUCCUCCUGCGUUUUACGUUCAUCUCUCAGCUGCACUAAAACUACGGGUGUUUUUAUUGUUUUUCAGGAAUUGUUGAACCAGUUGAAAACACCUCCCUUCCUGAUGACCUUUCAUUAGUUGCCGUUAAAACUGGGGGCGAACAGACCUUACCUACUGAUGCCGCGCCGACAGAAUUUUCUCAGGUAGAUAUAAAAGAAAUAUGUGAAAAAGUCAUUAUGAGCUGGGCACAGUUUGAAAGUUAUAUGAAUGUUUUGUAAAACUCUAACAAAUAGUACACUUCUUAGUUCAGUUGUUUUUAAAAAAGACUCCUUAUCGUUUGUCUUUGUUAUUGAUCGGGGCGUGAAGACCUCUCAGUAGCACCCUGGUUGCUAGUGACUGGUGCAUUUCUAACCUCACUCAUGGUUGGUGGAUUUUGAUCCUUAGCAUUGUUAAUGUUAGAAUCUGUUCCUGCAGCGAACGGUGUUGCGCAUUCACGCUUCUGCAUUCUCUGUAGAUGUUGGUAGGGUGAAGUCGAUGUUACGUAGCACGCUAGUCUGUUUUACCCUACGGAAGUGACAAUGAGGAUGUCUUCCAAUAAGCUUAGCCUUGUCGGGUUAAAGAGGAUAGUGGCUGUAUUUAUGUGCGUGAUCCACAAACGAGUUUGUAAAAGCCUUAUGUCUCUUUCAUGCUGUGACCCUUAUGACGGGAUUAACGUGACUCCAGUCAUAGCGCGCUGUUUUGAAAGAACUAUCAUCACUACAGUAAGAAAGUCUUUGAGGAAAAUCUGACGGACACCCAAUUUUCGUAUAGGGAUUGCAGUAGUUGCGCGGACGCCUUAAUUCAAGUACAGUACAACUAUUUAAAGGCACUUGAUGAUAAGGAUUGUAACUGUGUUAGCUUUUUGCAAUGGAUUUUUCAAAAGCCUUUGAUAAUGUGCAACGCUCAUUAGUUGGGGAAAAGCUAAAGGCUCUUCCUCUUAAUCCAUAUGUUGUGAACUGGUAUUUAAGCUUUCUAGUGGAUAGGAAACAACGACUAAUAUGUAAGAGCGUUACCUAAUAUAUAGAUUUAGCCAUGGCUAAAAGCGUAGCUCUAGUAAUUAAUUUAUAAUUUAAAUCAAACCAUAAAUUUCUAUCCACAAAUCGGUGAACUGGGGAGAUCCAUAUGACGGCUGGGUGACUUAAGAGAAAAAAUAAUUGCAAACAGUGCAAAAAUGAAGCAACAUCUAAAAUCUUACAUCGGGUUAAUAGUCUCUUUUGUACACCUAAUAAAUAGAAAUCACCUUUGGCCACAGUAGAUUAGGCUUGGAAAACAAAUUCUUCCCGAGCAAAUUCACCUCAGCCGUGCCCACCUAUACCACCUUUAUUUUAUAAUUUUAUAAUUUUAUGCUAUAAAGGCCGUAAAGACGCCAUAGUCCCUGGUGGCAGCCAAUUUACUCGUUACAACUUAUCGAUGUCUCUCUGUGUACAGGAAAGGCCAAAAUGAAAAAUCAGGUUGGAUUUUUUUUGAGUGGCUCGGUACAAUUCUAGCUGAUAGCGCGUAAACGAGCCUUUUUACACCAUCUCUGAUGUAAACAGAACUAUCAGGUGUUGUUUGUUUUCAGACCUCCGACAGAAUUUAUGUCAUUUUCUGCCCUAUUUUAAUGAUAAUUCUGCAGUUUUUUACGGAAUAAUCUUACAAGACAAAUUGCACUCAUUCAGUAUUCAGGAGGAUCAAAACACACGCUUCCCUUCCACAACAAAUGAUAAAAAUAACAGCAUUAUAAAACGCUUUUAUAUAGAAAAUUCACCAUUAGACGGGACUUUUCAGUCAGGCCAAUCUACCAUUAUUUAGUAUGCGGGGUAAUAACGGGCUUUGAGGACAAAAUUUCGAAGAAAAUAUAUUUUAAUUGAGCUUACAAAAUCACCCGUCCGACCAGCCAAUUCUGAAUUUUGCCAAGCGCCAAAACUUAUAAUGAGACCUGUCGAGUAUUUGAAUGAACGCUGGUAAUGAAGAAGAGGUCUCAGAAUCAUUUUCGUUUGCAUUUUUCUUCCUAAAUGCCAUAUUCAUUUGAUACACGCGGCAUUUUAAGUACUCUUGCAUGUGGUGUUCACGGACGGACCUCACGGAUGACUGAAAACAACAACUGGCAAAACGAUCAUGUAAGAACGAGAUCUUGACAAACAACCAAGACAAGAAAUAUAAUGCAAAGAAACAUUUAAAGGUCAACAAUUUUUAUUCCCGAAGACGUGUUUUGCGAGUAAAGUGUCUCUGAAAAUCCUGAGUCACGAAUAAAACCUUGCAGAUUUAGCCUUAAGUUUUAAGCCGCCUUCGCCGUGUUUGCUAUUUUGCAAGAUGAACUCCAGGCAAGAAUAUCGCUCAAAGCUUUCUUUUUACAAACAAUAGGAUAAUCAAACUAUUUUUCAGAACUUUUUCUUCUAGUGGCGGUCAGAAAAUGUCUUAAGACUUUUUAAGUUCUUUACUAGGUCAGGUAAAUUUCUCAAAUCUUACAAAUGUGCGUAAAAUGACGGCAUAAACAUGGAAAAAGAAAACACAUAAAAUGCAAUAAAAUUACUCAAGCUUACCGGUCGAGAUGCAGCACGGAAACCCAUCAAGUAAGGCCAGAAUCGCUUAAGACUUUUCGCACAGUCCAACAAGGCGAAGUAAGCUUACUAAGAGUAGCUUAUUUUUGAAAACGAUGAUUCCCGAUUUGUUUUUGUCGUACGGUGCAUUUUUUCAACCACAAUCCAGUAAACAAGCCAGCCAAGGAUAGCAAAAGAAUGUUAAUAGCUGCUGUAUUUCAUUUUGUAGAUCCAGUGCAAAAAGACAGGUAAAAACAUCACAAGAUGACUCAAAACUCUGUCAGCUUCAGCUAUCAGUGAACAAGUCGCAGAUGCUGCAUAAAUUUUCCACUUGAAUCCUCUUCGCUAGCGCGCCUGUUAAUUCUUACUCUAUGCCUUUCUCUUCUUUCUCUUUCCCGUCGCUCUUCACUUACAAGCAAAUAGUUUGAAUUCAAUCCGCUAUUGUUUGUUGUCAUAACAAUUUUUUCGAAACAGUUUACUAGAAACUAGCACUACGGUCACAAAAUCUUUAUGCAAUGAAGUAGUUGAAGUAAACAUGUUUUUGAACGCCACGCCAUUUCUUGCGCGAUUUCCCGCCAAGAAAAAGGCGGGUUGCCCAAAUGCAUCGCGCGAUUUAUAACAUACUCCUCCCCCGGACGGGCUGACACUUGAUUCCCUUCCCUCCCCCGCAAAGAGUGUACGGGCGUACGCUACAUCAUAACCAAAUUUUAUUGGAUGGAUGGUUUACCAAUAUUUCUUACCCAUGGUGCUCCGCUGGCGCGCUUCGCGCGCCGGAGCUCCGCUAGAAAUCGUAUAGUGUAAACAAAGGAACCGCCCAGGGUAGUGUUACUGGACCCCACCUUUUUCACCUUGUUUAUUCAUGAUUUGGCCAUUAGGGACAACGACCUUACUAGCAUAGUCAAAUUUACUGAUGACACUGCCCUGCAAGUCAAAUUAUGUACGAAUGAAGUAGAUCUUUCUAGUGAGGUUGUCAAUCAGUUUUUCAAUUGGACACAUAAUAAUGCCAUAACAUGUAAUCUUAAAAAAAUGUAACAAAUUGAUACUUUGUAAGAAAGAAGCCCACGAUAUAGAUCUCAGUAUUAUUUUCGAAGAUGUUUAAUAUAGUGAAUGAAAACAAACAACCAACGAGCUUAAGAUGAGUAUUUUCUCAUCAUGAUGGAACUGUCUCGUCAGUGUAUUGUCGCAUUGAUCGUACAAUACCAAGAGCCAUAAUGGCUCUCGAUAAUACACAAAGUUUAUAUUCACUUUUGUAUAUCUCACAGAGUUUUCUAGGCCUUUCUACCUGAAACAUUUACGGCCCAAAGAAAUUGUAUUCCACUUCGAACUAUACAUUGAUUGUUUUUCAUCCAUAUGCGAACUGAUCACGAUGGUGGGACAGAUGCAAAACGUACUGUGGGGUAGGGAAGUGAUGGAGUGAAAACCACACAUAUCUUUUUAAAGCAUAAGUCAGUAUUAAAAAUAUUAUUUAUAGAAAUAGCUAAAGCUAUCUGAAUGUUCAUAUUUUUAAGUGAAGUUUUGAAAAAGGAACGACGUUGACCUCUUCUAGAAGAAUUGACAAAUGCCUCAUCCCCGGGCAGAGGUUUUCUGACAGAGUCCCCACCACCGGGAUCGACCAGAUGACAAAUGCCCGACAAAUGCCCCCGAGGGGGGAUAGCAACGCUUGGAAUUGACUAGGCAUUAUGCGUACAUGUAUGCUUGUGUCGGUGCGAACACGAACUUUAUUGAACACAUAACUUCUUCAUACCUGACAAAGGUUGCCCGAUACUUACUUGGAGAUGGUGUUUCUUCCAUAGAAGGCAGACGGUCAGCUAAACUCAAGAGAGUGGCUCUCACCUCGCUUUAACUAGCAGCUGCACUGGCUGCAUCAGCAUGUUUGCGAUCGGCGGCUUUUAUCACAUGGUCGAGAACAUGUCUGUCGACGUCUAGUUUGUCGGGAGUGGAGAAGGUCUCCCGAGUCCACUCCACUGGGAAGUCUCUCGACCAACUCUCGACCACCAUUUGUGCAGGGGUGGGUCAGGUCAACUAGCCCACAAUCUCCAUCGCUCGCUGACCAGCGGGUAAAAGUUCAAUUCGAGAAGCUGAAUGUUGAAUGCGGAAACUUGCAAGUACAAUGCCCAAAGUCGGGUGUCGGAAGCCAAAAAUUAAAGGCCAAAUGCUAAAUGGUGGAUGCCAAAAAAUGAAUGUACAUUCCACUGAACUUGAAGAUCGAAUUAGAAAACUUGACUGUUGCUUAUGAAAAGUUGAAUGCGAAUGCGAAAACUUGAAUGUCGCAUAAGUCAAAGUUGAAUGUUGAAUGCAAGAACGUUAAAUCGUGAGUGUAACUUCAAAUGACAAACGCAAAAUGUAGGAUAGAUUGUGCAAAGUACAAUGUAAAAUGGAAUAUUGAGUUGUGGCGGAAAUGGAAUGCCAUACAUUUCUAGCACGAAAACAAAUUAGGACAUAAUGAUAUAUAUUCACCAACAAAAACGUACGUCAUUUUGUACACACAUGCAUGUACACAUUUUGUAUUCAUAUCAUGCAGGUCCAAGCUAAGCAUUUCAGAGUAAACCAAAGAAACUAAGGUUAUUUAGCCGCAAUAAAAGUCUAAGGCUUUAACAGUGGUAAAAGAAAACCAUUUAGUAAACUGUAUUUGAGAUCAAAUGCUAUAUCAGAAAACAUCUACAUCAGAAACAUCUACUGCCUGGGUGUUUGUCAGCUGAUGCUGCAUGAAAGAUUCUUUGUCCAGCGCAGAUUGUGCAAUUUGCAUUUUGCAUGACUUUGCUUGAUUUAAAAGUCUGUUCUCUUUAUUUUUAUCCUCCUUUCUUUGAUAGGCGACAGAAAAUUCUUACAAUGGUCCACAAUGGUCAAAAUUUCUCGUUUAAGUUUUUUUUUUGAGGCUCUCAAAACUCUCUGUUUAAAAAAUAUGUAUCCAAGUUAAAGAAGUUUUGCAAAAGACUUAAAUCCAUAAACUUCCACCACAACAUGUGCAAUAAUUCUCUGCAGUUUUAUUGACGCAUUUAGAACGAAAGGAUACGUUUAUAUCUUCGCGGCCCAGGACAGCUUAAUUAAGCCAUUCUUCCAUUUCUUUGAAUUAGCUUCCGAGUCUUCCGCCAUAAAAUCUCACCUUAUUUUAACCUAGUCAAAAUGAGUACUCUCUCAAAGGGAAUGUCUGAAGGAGCCUUCAUUGAGCCUUCAGGAUACAAAAUCCAGCGGUUAUGCCAAUCUCUGAAAUACACACUUAAAUUGGCCUGAAGUUGUAAUGAACAGUAAGGAGAAAGACCUGCCGCUUGGGUUUUAGAGAUAGCUAUGUUCUAAUAGACUGAGGUUGAUUAAAGAAAUUCAAUACACUCUAGGCACUUCCAGAGAGUGCACAAUGUCAUUUGAAAAAGCUUCGUUUACAAGUAUCAUGUCAUAUUCUCUGUGAUGUAAGCUGUACUGUAGGCUCUGGCGUGGCUCAUUAAAGUAUGAAAGAAAUGACCAAGCAACUAAUUCUUAUUGAAGUCGUGCAUUUGUUGUCAUCUUGGUCAAAACCUGCUACCACAACCCCUCCCCCCCACCCAGUUUUCCCGGUCUCUUGAGCAAUUUGAAUUAAGUUUGCCUAAUUGACCUUCCAGACAUAAGAAGCUGAAAUGUUUUUAUUUUCAAUUCAAUUCACUUUAUUAAGAAUAUUUAUCACUGCUUUUCAUUCUCUAGUUUUAGCCUCCUUUUGUAGCAGUAAAAACCCAGACUGAAUACAGUGGGCGAUGUUUGUUUGUAACCAGACUACUCAUACACUGUAGUCUGUGUGUUAGGCAUUCGAAAGUAGAGAUAGAAAAAAGAGAUUGUAGGCGAGCCAACACUUGUAAGGGCAUCCACACUCUUUACAUUUUCACGAAGCCAAUUUUCCCUUUUCCUUUUCUUUGAAAUGUUUACCAUUGCACAGGCUAGCAGAAACAAGGCACAGUUUUUUGUUGUGUUUCUUUCACUGUUCACUGAGACAAAGCUCAUGUGCUGAGGCUCCGCUCUUGCUGUAUCAGGGGGUUGCAUUACAUGUCAGUUUAUUUAGCCAAGGCUUAGCAAGGACCGAAAGUUCUUAUUAGCUUGUAUCUUUGCUUGUGUCUUUGCCCCCUUUUUUUGUGGGGGGAGGGGGGGUGGGGAAGUGGGCGGAAAUUAAGCAUAAGUCACUGUACUUAGUCAACCAUAAAGUGGACAACGAAUGUAAUUAGUCUUCCUUUAAACCAUUGUACUUGUUGAUUAGAUUUUAUCUUGAUGCUGUGCAGUGGAAUAUGCAUUGGCAUCAUCUCUAGAUACAGCAUGUGAUUCCAACUAUAAGUGUAGUUCUUGUGCUUUUAAGUUUACAACGGUUACUCUGCGUACUGUAUCAUGAUUUCUGUACCUUGCUUGGUUUAACAAGAUGAUAUAAAAUGAUCCCAUGUACACCUUAGCCCGAGUGAGUAAUGUUCUUAAUUACGUGUACAAUCAUAAUGUUUUACUUCCACGUUCUUACAAAAACUUUGUUGUAAUGCAUAUGGGUGUUAAUGUAAGGCUAAAUUGUGUGAUACUUUUUCCUUUUAUGUCGCCAGUGGAAUCUAGCCGAAACUUACAUGUCAGAAGCUUCAAAGAAGGCGUUUAGCUUUAAUUUAAAGGACAGCAAUGCUGGCCCACCACAGCUGGCAGUUGUUCUUCCAUCCACAAUAGAUGUUACAACAACAUGGAAACGGCCAGAUCUACCGGUUGAUGUUCUACUGGUAACCGUGAAGGAGUGUGAGUUCUUAUCCUGUUACAAUGAACUAAAAGAUCCCUACAGAUGUUAUUACCAGGAUGUUGGUUACGUUUACUUCAACAACGUUCAAAGUCAUGAAGAGAAAGUUAAAGUUGCUCUGCUAAGGUGCAGUGAAGGUUCCAUUGGCCCAAGCAGCUCUCUGAUUGCCGUCAAGAAUGCCGCCCUUAUUUUACAACCCAAGGCUGUGAUAUCUGUUGGGGUAUGCAGUGGUCUCAAUCCUGACAAAACCAAGUUAGGGGACGUUGUUGUAUCAGCCAAACUAACAACAUAUCCAUCCAAAGUGGUGACAAGCGACCAAGAGCAGUCAGCUGGGAUGAGUAGUCACGUGAGCAGGCUUUUCUCAAAAAUAAUCUCGAACUGCGCUGAUGGAUGGCAGGCACCUUUAAAGAACCCAGAAGAUCAUCAGAUCAGAGUUCACUGGAAUGGCGAGUUCUUAAGUGGCCCAGAGGAGAUCAGAGCUCAAUGGCGUCGAAAGGAACUUGUCGACCGCCACCCCCUUGCGGCAGGAGUAGAGAUGGAGGGCGAAGGUGAGUGCAUGUCACGCUAGCUUUUAACAAUAGCGUUCUUAUACAGCUAUUUCAGUUAACGUUGUCGUAUGAAGGCUUCAGGCCUACGUGACCAGGACUCAAGGUUAUGUGGGUAGCUGUAGAUCCUUCAGUUGUAAUUCGGUCAUAAAGGUGCGGCUAACAGUACCAUAGAAUGCUUUUAAACGUCAUAAACGUUUACCUUCAUGGCUGGGAUUGGUAAAUAUUUAUGAAAUACACUGUAGUCCAGUUUCGAGUUCGCUAUGACCGCUAAAUAAAAGAAGUGAAGACGCAUUUUUUACAGGGUUAGCCUCCACCAAAAGUAAAUAUAUUCACAAAUUCCAACGAGAAGAAGACCUGCCGAAAUUUGUGAAUAUUUUACUUUAUGUCGAGGCUUACGCUGUAUGAAUGUGUCGUUAAUGUUGUCGAAAAAGGACUAUUAGCCGUAUUGCUUCUCAGUGUCAGCAGGUAGGCAUUUUGACAUCUGUUUUGGGAAACAUUUGUGACUAAAAGUUUUUGGAAGAGUAAAGCAGGCGCCAGUUUUUUUUAGAACGAAGGGAGGACGCGCUCGAACGACGGGAAAAAAGGAGAGGAGUCCGGACUCCUCUCCCCUUCGCGUGUUUUUCUCGCGCGCUUUAAAAAACGGACCAAAAGAACUAUCUGGCGCCUGCCAGGCAGGCUAUUGAAGGAGCGACGAAAAUUUUUAUUUUGAAUGCCUACAUGACAAUUGCUUUAAGAAUUAGUGGUCCGAUGUACGGUGGAACCCCGCCUUCGGCCACCUCGGUAAUACGCUCACCUCGUUAUUACAGCCAAACGGCCGCGCCAUACUUUUUCUGAUUAAAAAAAAAACCAUUAAUACGGUCACCCGUUAAUACGGCCAACGGCCACAUUUUAAAAUCCCAAACAGUAGAAUCUUUUAUAAUUUUACCUCGUUAAUACGGCCACUCGUUCGAAAUUUAGAAAAUUAAAAUGCGUGAGCCUGAUCUUGUAUCGUUUUUUGAACUACAGUACACCUAAAAUGCAUUUGUACUAUUUGUGGCGGUUUAAUAGCGGAUUUUUAAAAGUGUUUUGUGCACUGAAGGAGAGUUUAGCCCUUCGACGACUGCGGUGGUCGUUUUCGUUCCAUGUGAACGAUGCAUAUCUUUCUUCCUGGAUCCCUUAAGCUUUCAGUGUAAGUUAAUAAAUUGGUGAGCAACAACGUAAGCAAAGAUAGAUCUUUCCAGCGAUAUCUCGUUUUGGAUAUUCUGACCAAUGUUAACAAAGUUACACUCACAAAAACAGGUAAUAUUUUGAGGAGAAACCCACUGCUAAUUUCGCUGUUUACCCACUCCUCUUUGACGAUUAUAUUUGUCCCUUUCCUAAAAAGUUGGCCAGCCACAAUUCCAUGCGAAAGAAAGACCGAAAAGCGGGCAACAAAACUGCUAAUAAAGAAGAAAGGAAAAAGGAAAAAGGACAGCGAGAGAGAAAGAUCGAAAGAGAUUCGCCAUAAAAAGUUCAAGUCCAAGUCCAAAUUUUAGCUUGUUCGCAUGCGUGAAAAAGAAAAAAGCUGUUUAAUUACGUCCUAUUAGUCGGAAAAUAUGCCUCAUUUUUAAUCAUUCUUAUGCUUAUUAGCCGAAAACCAGUCCAAAGAAGAGGAAAUUGGUGAAAAAAGCGGUUUUUUCGCUACUCGUCGGCCGUCGCUAAAAGGUUGAAGCAUCUUUUACAAUUACUGUUCGCGAUAUCUACAUUCCGGUUGUUUGUUUAGAAGAGAACAGUUGUUCAAGAAGUGCGACUGCGAUAUAUGGUGUAUUUGUUGUUAAGUCCCGUACGUUAUGAAAUUUGACCCUGCCCCGGUAAACACGUAUUUUCACAUUAUGAUCCAAUACAUUGGAACUCCGUUAAUACGGUCACCAAUGGGUCAAACAAAAUUGGCCGUAUUAACGGAGUUCCUCUGUACUGGAUCAUAAUGUGAAAAUAGGUGUUUACACACUUCAUUGAAAUAACUGAUAUACACUUGGCACCAUUUUCACGCAACAAUUAUGGAGUAAAAUUAAACAAGAGGCAUACAUGUAAUCGCUAAAAUAAAUGGGAAAAUAUGUCUGUGUUGUUUAAGUCUGAUCUGUGAUCGUCUGAUUACGUGCAACGCAAACAGCUUUCGAUCAAGAUUCAGAACUUUACAGCUGCAAACUUAACAGAACGUCAACGGAAUAUGAAGUGAACUUUUUCCCUUAUAAUUAACAAUAAAGUAAAUUAUUGAAUAAAACAGAGAGAGAUUGCAGUCAGCAAAUCAAAAGAAACGGCAUGAAAAUCAUAAUCUGUCGUACUUGGCUGUCGUUGGGGUCUGGCAUCCCUUGAUUCGGUGUUUUCUUGUCUCUGGGCAGUUAACUUCCAGUUUGUAAUCAGAGAGACAUUUUUGUGAAAGUUUAACCUUUAAAAAUUAUUUGAAAGUAAAGAUUUACACAUGCGUCUAUGUGCAAGACAAUUAUUCUUUUAGUUUCUUAAGUCCGCAAGACUUGAUUUCCUAAAAAUAAUGCUUCCUAAUUGUAUUCCAUAUUUCAGGUGUUUUCACCGCUGCAUAUGAUUCUCAACUCGAGUGGCUCAUUGUUAAAGGGAUAGCUGAUUUUGCGGAUGGUGAGCAAGCGACUGCAGAAAGUUGGGAGGCCUGUGCUAGUAUGAUGGCAGCAUCUCUUGUCUCACACAUUUUAAGUGAUCCUUGUGUUUUUCGCACUUGGCCUCAUUACUCAGGUAUAAAUUCUUGUCAGUUUGGUGUGUGAUGAUUAGGCGCAGGGGUAACAGGCCGAAUUUGCCGUCAGUAAAAGAAGUCUUGAAUGUGCGGUAUUGAGUGAGACAGUGCGGAAGCUCAGAUCCGAGAUCAAAAGGCUUGUCAAUAUUUUUGUCCAUUCUGAUAUUCCAUCUUCAUCGCCAAGCGGCGUGAAAUUAAGAGUUAGUUUAAGAAAUUGAAAUUCAGGGUUUAAUUCACGUUCUGGUUCUGCACUUUUUCACACGGACUUUACAAUUCCGGAAAAGUAAAACUGUCAAAAAAACUACAUACACUCUUCUCUCGUUCUAGAUCAAAAACUAAGCGAUAAGGGUAUUUUAAGGCUCUAUUGUCUUUCACACGCGUGUCAAUAGUAAGGCGAUCGACGUUAAAUAGGCUCGAGGUUCACUUCAGAGUUCAAGGUCCUUCAAAACUAGUUCAAAUUAAAAACGUUCCGUAAUGUCACGCACGAAUUCUGUCACAGUUAGAAAGAAGCACUUGAGAGGAUUGGGGUCGUUACCUCAACUUUUAGACGCUCAACUUUAAGUCUAGCACUUUGAGAGUUAGACAAACUUGAAGAAAAUGUGCGUCGUUUCUGGUCAAAAAUUCAGAUUAUACGUUCUUUCCAUAGCUAUAAAUUGCGUAUCGACUAAGAGUAAGACACAAAACGCUAAUGUUGUCUUUGGCUGAUUCUUUCAGUGGAUGGUCUCUUUGAGGCUCAGCACGAUAGUGCUAGGAAGCAGAAGCUAACUAAGAACCAGACUAAGAAGCAGACCUAUUCCACUCUUUGCUUCACUUUGGUUUUAAUGAGUCGCCUCACCAAUGCAAUCCGGGAAGUCUUUUGCUCGUGGAUUUCGGAAUUUUGGGCUUUGGAUUCUGGAAUUUAACUCUUGGAUUCCGGAACUCAGUCCCAGGAAUCCGUAAUCCCGCAGCAAUUGGAAUCCGUAAUCUAAGUUCAACUGACAAGGAAUCCGGAAUCCAGUAUGUGGAGUCCAGAAUUCACAGCGUGAAUCCAGGAUCAAAGACUUUCUUGGAUUACCUUAUAUGGGGCGAAAUGAGCAAAACAUUCAUCAUGAGACGCGUACAGCGCCGCACAUGCGCCUGACAGAGUUGACUUUAAGUCAGUUUAUUCUUGUGUACGUAAUCACAGUCUAUUAAAAGAAGGAAAUGUGCUAGUAAAUCCACCCAACUCAAACGCAAAUAUGCUGUUGUCGGCCUACAGCUAUUUUGAUUAACGUUGCAACAGGAAAGUCUUUGCGAUGAGAUCGCAAAUAAUAUGGGUAAUUCCAUAUAAAAUUUACCAAAUUCUGAAGAAGGUAAAAGUUUGUGACAUUUCUUAUAUACUAUUCUGUGGCACUGUCGGCCGCGAAUGGAUGACCAAAUUGCAAAGAAUUUACAUGCAGCUACCCACAUGACCUUGCAGUCUUGUGGAGUAGGCAUGAGACCUUGAAGUCCGACAAGGUUAACUGAAAUAGAUGGACAUGAUGUGGCCCGCGUCUCAACCAACGAUUUUCUUCACAGGUGCUUCUUGCGAUGACCAGAUCUCACGACAAACCAAAAGGGGAAUGUACUCUGACCACUUAUCUCAGCAAAACGAAUCCAUAACCCAGCAGCAUCUUGCAGGUAUCUUUCUCUAACAACGCACUGAAAUUGUGACACUUUAUAAGUCUAUAGUCAGUCUAUGGUUCGCAUUAUGUUAGUACAGCUUUUGAAGAAACCAACAGUAAUACCCCUAAAAUGCUCAAAAUUGUGCGGUAUGGUAAAGUUUCCUGCUUUAAUAAAGCUUUUUUUAUUUAGGAAAAACCAUAGACGCAAAACAGCUUUGAUUUGCGUUUGUCAUGAAUACAUUCACUCAUCAAACAGAGAGUGAAAACGGAGAGUGAUACUGGAGAGAGUGACUAAUUUUCGUGUGGGGCUCGCGUGCGACACACGGCGUCCACGGAGCUCUGUGUCUAACGAGCAGCGUUUAAUUUUCUCAAAGAAAAAUACUGUUUGGCAGUCUAGGAAAAAAAUGAGCCUACCACAAGCGAUUUUAUCAUAGAAAAUAGACCUUCCUACGUAUUUUAACAGUUUUGAUUUGGACCAUUUGGCUGGAAAGAAGACCUUAAAAUCACUUGCUGAGUUAAAGAGUGUUUUGUUAAAACUAACCAACAUAUAGCUCCAAAAAGACGCGAAAUUGUACAGACGUUUCUAUGGAAGAGAGCAAGUUCAUGCCCCCCACCAUACAAAAGUCUGCAUAAAAUUUCGGGACUUUGUCACGGUUGAAGAAUAUCUUCGCUCGCUCUGAACGUAUCGCCUUUAAACAAGGUAAGUUUUAAGGCGCUCUCCAGUAGUGUAGUGUCGAUGGAUAAUUGCUUACUUAAAAUCUUGGAAGGGUCUAUUAAGUGCAAAUUACAUAAGCGACGUAAAGACAAACCUGUGUUGGGUUUUGUAAAUAUUUCUUCACAUAAUUCAUGCUUCUUCUUAAUUAGGAUUGAGAAUCAUUAUAGUUAUCCUAAAAAGGUCGUCUAUAUCGAUCUUCAACUCGUUCGUUUUGCAACGUUACAAAACCAUAAAAGCGUAUCGUAGACGAUAUACAGAGCGUGGACGGCUUGUAUGACAGUAUAAUAAAACCAAAUCGAUCUUAUUUUUUGGAUCUUGUAUUUCUCAGGGGUGCCAGCUAUCAUAGAAUGGAUUCGUCAGCUUUACAAACGUCGUGAAGGACGGCUGGUACCAUUUCCAUGGUGUGAUGACCUUAAUUUCAACCUGAAUGAGAUUUUCACCCGACUGAAGAUCGUGAACAAAGAAAAAAUGCGUGGAACAUUGACGGAUGAUGAAAUCACCAACAUGACUGCUAUCUUUAGACCCCACCCUGAUUGCCCGAAACCACGGAUUCUUUUGAUCGAAGGAGAACCUGGCAAGGGAAAAACCACCUACUCACAAAAACUGGCGUAUGACUGGGCAAAUAAACAAGAUGAAUGGGACUCGUCUUUUCCAUCAAUUGAAGUGCUGCUCUUGCUUAGAUGCAACGAUGUUAAAUCUGGCAUCUGGGAAGCUAUUGACGACCAACUUCUUCCUGAUGCUAUUGACGAAAAGGCUAAGGAGAAUUUUUUCAAAUACAUCCGAGAAAAUCAGGCCAAAUGUUUGCUACUGCUUGAUGGAUUAGAUGAGGCAGAUUCCUUUAGACUGGACAUGUACUACUCGCUCGUUCAGAGUAAACUCCUCCCAGCUUGUCACAUUGUCAUUACAUCUCGCCAUGAGGUUGGAGAGAAAGUAAGGCCAUACUGUGACGCCCUGUGGGAGGUUGUAGGAUUUACUAAAGAGGAUGCGAAAAGUUUUAUCAGAAAGUAUUUUAAAGGCAAGGAACACUUGGCUGAGAAGCUGAUUGAACGAUUGACACUUCCAGAGUAUGAUGAUGAUCCACUUAAAACGCUAGGCGAGUUAACAAAAAAUCCACUCAAUACAGCUUUACUCUGUUGUCUUUUCGAGGAUUUGGAAGGUGUUCUUCCAACAAGCAGGACUGAGUUGUACGUUGAAAUAGUUACCUUUGUUUUGAGAAGAUACGAAGUAAAAAACGGACUUAAAAGCAGCGGUGAGGACUUGAUUUCAGGUUAUAAGAAAGAACUUUUGCUUUUGGGCAGCUUCGCGUUAGAAUCCCUACUUAAAGGAGAGUCGUACUUUGAAAAGAAGGAAGAUACCGUCAAGCGUAUCAAUUUUGGAUUCUUGUCUUUUCAACAAGGUGCCGCCAAGCGCAAACCUUCCACGCGCUGUGCAUUUUUACACAAAAGCUUUCAGGAGUUUUUUGCUGGCCUUUUCCUUGCGUUUCAAAGUAUCAGCAAAGAAAGAGACUUUACCUCAGUUGUAGACGAUAAGAGAUACUUGGAUAAACUGAGACAGGUCUUUUUGUUCAUGAGUGGCAUCAUGGCCUUGCGGAGUGAGGAAACUGCAAUGUCGUUCUUUAUUGUUAUUGCUAAAAAAAUCAGCUCUGCCGAAGACCGUAAAUCAUAUAUGAGUUUAGCUUGUGAGUGUUUGUUGGAAUGUUCAAGUGUCCAGGACAACCUUGAAACUCGCUUAGUUUCUAGUUUAGGUAAGCACCUUGACAUGUCGUCCCUGACUGAAGUGAAUUUUGGCGAAACAGGCAUACACGAUGCUGGUGCUACUGCGAUUUCCAUGGCCCUCGCAGUAAACUCCUCCCUGACUAGUUUGGAUUUACAUGAUAACAGUAUUGGCGGAAACGGCGCUUCUUCUCUUUCUCAAGCCCUAACAACAAACUCCUCCAUGACUAGCUUGUAUUUAAGUGGUAACCGUAUUGGCGACGUCGGCGCUUCUUCUCUUUCUCAAGCCCUCACAACAAACACCUCCCUGACUAGUUUGGAUUUAGGUGGUAACAGUAUUGGUGACGCCGGCGCUUCUUCUCUUUCUCAAGCCCUCACAGUAAACUCCUCCCUGACUAGCUUGUAUUUAAGUGGUAACCGUAUUGGCGACGCCGGCGCUUCCUCUCUUUCUCAAGCCCUCAAAGUAAACUCCUCCAUGACUAGCUUGUAUUUAAGUGGUAACCGUAUUGGCGACGUCGGCGCUUCUUCUCUUUCUCAAGCCCUCACAACAAACACCUCCCUGACUAGUUUGGAUUUAGGUGGUAACAGUAUUGGUGACGCCGGCGCUUCUUCUCUUUCUCAAGCCCUCACAGUAAACUCCUCCCUGACUAGCUUGUAUUUAAGUGGUAACAGUAUUGGCGACGCCGGCGCUUCCUCUCUUUCUCAAGCCCUCAAAGUAAACUCCUCCCUGACUAGUUUGGAUUUAGGUGGUAACAGUAUUGGUGACGCCGGCGCUUCUUCUCUUUCUCAAGCCCUCACAGUAAACUCCUCCCUGACUAGUUUGGAUUUACGUUAUAACAGAAUUGGCGACGCCGGUGCUUCCUCUCUUUCUCAAGCCCUCACAGUAAACUCCUCCCUGACUAGCUUGUAUUUAAGUGGUAACCGUAUUGGCGACGCCGGCGCUUCUUCUCUUUCUCAAGCCCUAACAACAAACGCCUCCCUGACUAGUUUGGAUUUAGGUCGUAACAUUAUUGGCGAGGCCGGCGCUUCUUCUCUUUCUCAAGCCCUCACAUUAAACUCCUCCCUGACUAGCUUGUAUUUAGGUGGUAACGGAAUUGGCGAGGCCGGCGCUUCUUCUCUUUCUCAAGCCCUCACAGCAAACUCCUCCCUGACUAGUUUGGAUUUACCUGCUAACUGUAUUGGCGACGCCGGCGCUUCUUCUCUUUCUCAGGCCCUCACAGUAAACUCCUCCCUGACUAGUUUGGAUUUAGGUUAUAACAUUAUUGGCGAGGCCGGCGCUUCUUCUCUUUCUCAAGGCCUCACAGUAAACUCCUCCCUGACUAGUUUGGAUUUACGUGCUAACCGUAUUGGCGAGGCCGGUGCUUCUUCUCUUUCUCAAGCCCUCACAGCAAACUCCUCCCUCAAGAAUCUCUUCUUUUGA